UACUGAGCCUCGGAGGGCCGCGGCAUCCCCUUGCCCCGCGGCCGCGAGCAGCGCGCCCGGCGCCACACUCGCGGGCCGGCCCAGCGUCAGGCGGCCGCGCGGCCCAUGCGGCUGGGGGCGGCGGCCGGAGCGGGCUCGGGCUGGGCGUCUCAGGUGCAGCCGGCUGCCCGGAGAGGUGAGGGGGCGGUGGCGGGGCCCGGCCCGGCCCCGUGAUUGGCCGCGGGCUGAGGGCCGCGGGGCGGCCUGGAGGCGUCCCGGGCGGGGAGCAGCCGGCCGAGCCUUCCGCGCGCGGCCCCGGCAGGAUGCUGCUGUCCCUGGUGCUCCACAUGUACUCGAUGCGCUGCGUGCUGCCGGCCGCCGUGCUCCUGGGCACUGCCCCCACCUACGUGCUGGCCUGGGGGGCCUGGCGGCUGCUCUCCGCCUUCCUGCCCUCCCGCUUGUACCAGGCGGUGGACGACCGGCUCUACUGCAUCUAUCAGAGCAUGGUGCUCUUCUUCUUCGAGAACUACACCGGCGUGCAGAUAUUGCUAUAUGGAGAUUUGCCAAAAAAUAAAGAAAAUAUAAUAUAUUUAGCAAAUCAUCAAAGCACAGUUGACUGGAUUAUUGCUGACAUUCUGGCCAUCAGGCAGAAUGCUCUUGGACAUGUACGCUACGUGCUGAAAGAUGGGUUAAAGUGGCUUCCGCUGUAUGGGUGUUAUUUUUCUCAGCACGGAGGGAUCUAUGUAAAGCGAAGUGCCAAAUUUAAUGAAAAGGACAUGAGAAACAAGCUGCAGAGCUACAUGAACGCAGGAACUCCAAUGUAUCUUGUGAUUUUUCCAGAGGGAACAAGGUAUAAUCCAGAACUAACGAAAGUCAUUUCAGCUAGUCAAACAUUUGCUGCUCAAGAAGCUUUGGAGGCGGAGAGCGAAAAUGGCGGCCUCCCAGUCUCCGCCCCGGAGGAGCCGAGAACUCGGGCCCGCUCCUCAGUGAGCCCCCAGAGAAAAGCCGUCAGCCACUCCCGUCUUCCCGGUCUCCGGCCGCUCUCCGUGCUCACCCGGCCUGUGACCGCGCGCCUCUAUCUCCAGCACCCGACCCCGGGUGGAGUCUCCAAACCCAGCAGAUCCCUGCGGUGCGCUCCCGCGCAGCUCCGCCUGGGGGAGGAAGGCUUUGCAGUAUUAAAACAUGUGCUGACACCAAGAAUAAAGGCAACUCAUGUUGCUUUUGAUUCUAUGAAGAAUUAUUUAGAUGCAAUUUAUGAUGUGACAGUGGCUUUUGAAGGGACUAUUGAUGAUAAAGGGCAGCGGAAAGAAGCACCGUCCAUGGCUGAAUUCCUCUGCAAAGAAUGUCCAAAAAUUCAUAUUCACAUUGAUCGUAUAGACAAAAAAGAUGUCCCAGAAGAACAAGCAUUUAUGAGAAGAUGGCUUCAUGAGCGUUUUGAAAUUAAAGAUAAGUUGCUUAUAGAGUUUUAUGAUUCACUGGAUCCAGAAAGAAGAAACAAAUUUCCUGGGGAAAGUGUUAAUUCUAAAUUAAGUCUCAAGAAGACUUUACCAUCAUUAUUGAUCUUAAGUGGUUUGACUGCUGGUAUGCUUAUGACCGAGGCUGGAAGGAAACUCUAUGUAAGAACGUGGAUUUAUGGAACCUUAAUUGGCUGCUUGUGGGUUAGUAUAAAAGCUUGAGCAGGUAGCUGUCUGCAGGCAGUGGGAUGUGCUCCGUGGUUCAGUGUUGGCAGCCACACCUUACAUCAAAUUGUUUCCUGAUUUUAGUCAGAAGUGUAAAUAAAGCCUUGUUGAUUGAACAUUGGAUAAAAUAGAAUUUCUGAUUAAAGCCGAUAUGCAGUUGGUCUUGGGCAAACAUACAUGGUUUUACAACUUUAGAACAGAAGCUGCUGGAAAGGGAAAAACUAAACAGUUUAUGCUACACUUGGCAUUUCCUAUGAACUAAUGUCAUCUUCAGAAGACUCUUAGGAUUGUAUAAUUUGUUAUUGUUUUGUAAUUCAGAUGGCUGCGUUCAUGAACAUUAACUUGCAGUAUAUUUCACUGUAUUUGUUAUUUUUAAUUUUUUACAACUUGACUAGUCCAACCUUUAUCACUAAAGUAUUUAGUAUCUUGGAGCUAUGUAAUAUUUUGCUUUUUGCUUAAUGUCUCCAAGGAAGUGAAAGAAAUUUUAUUUAAGUGUCAAGAGGCAUACCAAGGAAAAGGGCAAGAAAUUGUCCCUGGGGAGGAAGCUCUGGUUAGCGCAUGCUUUUAUUGUAUUGCAUUAUUAUCCGAUUUUACUUUAUAUUUGCAAAGUAAUUAACAUUUCUAAUAUUUAUUGAAACAGCUUAAUUUGCACACCCUGUAUUGUAUACAAAAGAAUAAUGUAUAAAGUAUGAGAAUUAAGUUUAAGUUAGAAUUGUGACCCUGAUUCAUUAUAGCAGAACUUUACAUUGCCCGGCUUUUUGAGGAGUUAUGCUAAGCUCUUAGUACUUCCCAGCAUCUGUGCCAUAAUUACUUGAAAACCUUCAGGUUUGCUAUUAUUUUUUAUAUCAAAAUAAUUAGUGUGAACCUUUAUUGGACCUGAGUCCACAGAUAAUUUGAGGUGAUGGGAGCCUUCAAACGUCUGACUAGAUUUCCUAGCAUGUGCCUUUGCCUGUUACUGUUGAGUUUAGCACAACAUUUAAUUCAGAAGUCAUUUUUUUUUUAUGCCCUCACGGUCGAUUUCCACUGGGUUUGGAUUCUUUUCCUUUGGCUUCCUGGCAGCCACAGCACUUCCUGUGCUGCUCGGUGCCUGGUACCGUACGUGCACAGGGAAGAACUGUAGCCGGCCAGGGCUUGUCCUGCUGCAAAGUUGUUCGUUUAAGCUCCUGUGAGCCAGCCUCGCUAGCUGCGGCAAAGGCGUUUUGCGUUUGUCUCAUGUCAAGUUCACCUUCCACAGGCCAGGGAGAUUUAAUCCAUCAGGACUGAAUGAAUUUGUUUAGUUCUCGUUGGUUUUAAUGGGGCUACACAAUUAAUCCAUAUCACCUCAAAACAAGAGCUGUGUUUCCGGAACCAAAUCACACAAUUCACUUUGCAGUCAUGAAAUAAUAAAUUUAUCCCGUGCAAGAGGAUGACCUUUUUGGAUCUGCUCUAUUUUUAUGUUACAACUUCAACUUGAUUGCCUACCAGCCCUUUAAGAUAACAUUUCUGCCUAAUGGAUUUUGGUUGUAAAAUUGUACCCAUGCCCCCGAUGAAACACACCAGCUGAAUCAUGAUGAACAAAAUGAAAAUAAUAAAGAAGGGAAAUUUUGUCUAACCAGUUCUCCAGACCCAGAGAGCAGGCCAUGUCGGACAGCACGUUUGCACAGCUGGGUAGUGUGAGUUGUCCAUGUACAUUAGCGUAUGUGUGCGCACAUCCCCUCAGGACACGGUCGGCCUAACUGUGCACGGCGGUGUAGGUCACACUUCUGAAAAGUGUUCUCAUGCCAAAUUGUCGUUUUCUCUUUCUUGUAAGGUGAAGGUUAAAUCAAUCCCAUGUCUUUGUUAAUACUUUUUUUAACAACCCUAAAGUUAGAACCUUUUUCUAAUUAGAUCAAAGCAAAUGUAAGUUGUGCAACUUACCUUGAAUAUCAUGGAUAUGCUCUAAAUUUAAAUUUUAAGAAGUAGUACCAUUGGAAUUAUGUUGAUUAUAACUGAUUUUAAGAAGUCACAGUGAACGGCAUAAGAUCACUUUGAACAUCAUGUUUCUUAUGAACAUACUUAUAUUCUCACAGAAGUUCUAUGAGAUAUAUUUGUUAGUUUAAAAAUUUUGUAUCAAAAUAUUUGGAAAAUUAGAAGCUUCUUUUUAACAUGCGUUGAUAUGAUUUGAAUUAUUAUUUUCUAAAAUUAAGAGUCCUGUAUCUACCUGUAAAUCUUUUCACAUAUCAUUUAAGCCUUUGUUUGUAUUAUUCUUAUUAUUGAUUUGCAGCUUAGUUAUUACUUAGUUUUUCUUUAUAAGAAUGCCAUCAAAGUGCAUGCUUUUAUGUUUUCCAGAAAAGGGUGUGUUUGGACGAAAGUAAAAGAAAAAAUAAAAUCUUUCACUGUCUCUAA
Molecule: messenger RNA, 4022 nt
Organism: Mirounga angustirostris (Northern elephant seal)
Lineage: Eukaryota; Metazoa; Chordata; Mammalia; Carnivora; Phocidae
Gene: AGPAT5
Product: 1-acylglycerol-3-phosphate O-acyltransferase 5
Exons: 9
Coding region: 303-1655 (450 amino acids)
Cellular component (GO): endomembrane system; mitochondrion
Molecular function (GO): acyltransferase activity
Source: RefSeq, a predicted model, not a curated record